UAGUUAACGAAUGUUAAAUAAAAUACAGUUAUAAUAAAUUAAAUAAAAAUAUUUCUUGACAUAUUUACUCCGAGAGCGAAAUCUGAUUGGAUCAUUAAAAAUGGAUUGCGAAAAAUCUAGCACCGUACUCCACUGGAAUUAUAGGGGAUUCACGAAAUUUCCAAUAGAGCACUUAAGGGGCGAGGAAGGUGAAGUAACAGAUAUUUAUUUAAAGGAGAAUCUAAUAUCGCGUGUACCGAACGAUAUUGGUAAACUACGGAACCUGGAAAGUUUGUAUUUAAGCGGGAACGAUAUUACGGAACUGCCUCGAGAGAUCUCUCAGUUGCGACGGCUCAAGUGUCUGGAUGUGAGCGGGAACCGAUUGCGGGGGGUUCCCGACGAGAUCGGGGAACUUAGGGAACUCAAGUUCCUCAUACUGGAUGAGAACGAGCUUCGGAACCUGCCAUUGAGGAUCGCAGAGCUAAGAUCGCUACGCUAUCUUUCGGUUUGUGAUAACAAGUUGCAGUGGUUGCCACAAAGACCCGUUUACAAUUAUUUCCACUGCGAGUUUAAAUUCUGGCGAAAUCCUGAUCUGACGACUAUACCGUAUUCGCUUUGGUAUCACAUGUUUCGUGACCAACAAACAAGAAGUCUUAACAUGGGAUGUUUGAAGAUAACUGAGAACCGACAAGUUUCAAAGGAUAGGACAUUUCGCUUAACAAUACACCAGGAAUGCGGGGAAUAUGAGAUUGAUAUUUCCUGUCCUCAAUAUAACAAUAUUGUUGAAACUGGAUGUCCCUCGCCACCAAGUCUCUACGAACUUACUAAAAGAGUCGCCUAUCAAAUGAUUUCAACAGCCGUCAAACAAUAUACAACAUAUUUUAGUAUAUAUUCAGAUAGAAAUAGUUAUUACUUAAACAAUAAUAAAAGCUAUGAUGCUUUGUCUAAUCUCGAAAAAACUUUUGAUAAUUUUGAAAUUAAUAAAAAUAUUGAAACAGUUUCUCUGAGUAAAAAUGAAAUGGAACCAGCAAAUUGCAUUGAAUACACAAAAAUAGAAAGAAGUUAUUACGUACCCAAAGAUAUAAUAGAAAAAUUAUAUUCAUUUUUACCGUAUUUCAUCAAAAAUGAACUGUCCAGUGGACCUAUUUCUAAAUGUGAUAACGCGUACUGCAAGAAACCAAUUUUUGAUUAUGUUAUCUACGAAUUUUGUAUAGAAAAAAUUAUACUCAUCGACAACACGGAAGAUGUGGUAUUGAAUGCAAACUUUUGCUCAAAAUCCUGCGCUGACUUUUGGAAAUUAGGAAAACGAAAUAUAAUUUCAUGGAAUUUGUUAAAUCAAUAAAAGUGUGC
This is a messenger RNA of Papilio xuthus (Asian swallowtail), 1329 nucleotides long. RefSeq lists its product as uncharacterized. Gene Ontology annotation, molecular function: protein binding. Gene Ontology annotation, cellular component: cytoplasm. The record is from RefSeq and is a predicted model, not a curated record. NCBI's taxonomy places the organism in Eukaryota, Metazoa, Arthropoda, Insecta, Lepidoptera, Papilionidae. The coding region runs from base 101 to 1321 and encodes 406 amino acids. The transcript has 4 exons.